Messenger RNA from Sebastes umbrosus (honeycomb rockfish), 1652 nucleotides. Its product is annotated as amine sulfotransferase-like. Gene Ontology annotation, cellular component: cytoplasm. Bases 87 to 953 code for a protein of 288 amino acids. Gene Ontology annotation, molecular function: sulfotransferase activity. Gene Ontology annotation, biological process: sulfation. Lineage: Eukaryota; Metazoa; Chordata; Actinopteri; Perciformes; Sebastidae. The transcript has 7 exons. The record is from RefSeq and is a predicted model, not a curated record.
GAACAGGCUCCCCAAUACAGCACUGAGAGUGAAACACAAUUGAGGAGAGGAGGCUGGACUUUGGACAUUUCUUUCUGUGUGCGUCCAUGCAAAUGAGAAACAUGGAGCAGAUCACCGACUAUCUCUGCAGGUAUAAAAACUUCACCUUUGCCGUUGGUGACACAACUCCAGAGUACCUCGAUUCUCUCCAGACCUUUGAAAUUCGAGAUGGUGACGUAUUCCUUGUCACUUAUCCAAAGUCAGGUACUAUAUGGACUCAACAGAUCAUCAUCUCCAUAUGUGAGUUAGACGGCGCUCUGCAUGAAUAUGUAAACAACAUGGAGCAGAUGCCGUGGCUGGAGUUCAGCGUGGGUCGAGAAGAUUUCCCCCUACGACCCUCUCCACGGCUCUUCACCUCUCACCUACCCCCGGCUCUCGUGCCUCCGGGACUGAAGGACAAGAAGGCAAAGAUUAUCUAUGUGAUGCGGAAUCCAAAGGACAAUAUCGUCUCCUAUUACAACUUCAGUGGUAAAUGGUGCGACGUGGAGACUCCCAAGAGCUUUGAGGACUUCUUUGAGCAGUAUCUGACCGGCGACGUUGGAAGUUCAUCCUGGUUUGACCACAUCAGGGAGUGGCAUUCAAACAGAGACCAGUACAACAUCCUCUUCCUGACCUAUGAGGACAUGAUCUUGGACCUGAAGGCAGCAGUAACCAAAAUCUGCACUUUCCUAGGGAAAAACCUGAGUGAAGCAGUUAUUGAGCAAGUUGUGGAAAAAGCUUCAUUUGAGAGCAUGAAGAAAGACACAAAAGCCAACUACGAGUUUCUGCCACAAGAGAAGAUGAAGGGAGACUUCAUGCGCAAAGGUAAGAUCGGUGACUGGAAGAACACCUUUACUGCUGCUCAGAGUCAAAGAGUUGAUCAACUCCUUCAGGAGAGACUUGGUGAUCUGUCUCUGAAGUUCAUCUGGGAGUAAACGGAGAAGCCACACCGACCAUAAGAUAUUCACACUUAAUCCUGUAAGAUCCCCAAAAUUUAUGGAUACUGUCGGUCUUGCACUUACAUCACAAUAAUUAUUUAUAAUAGAGAUGCACCGAUCGAUCGGCUGCCCAUCAGUCUUAUAUUUCAGAUUUUUUUGCCCGGUCACAUUUACACGUGUCCCAUGACUGUUUUACAUCAGCACAGACAGUAAAGUCACAGCCUCACACACACACACACACACACGUCGUCGGUAUGGAAGUUCUUCAGUGAAGACAUAAAUCUCACAAUUUAUCACAACUGUAAAUCCAAAAUAAGCCGUGGAGGAUUAGAUCAGACACUUAUAUUAUUGUUAUUCAUUCCCAUGCAUCCUGCUCAGAGUAAUCCCAGUAAUUGUAAUCACUCUACUCAGUAAAAAUGAGUAUUGGCAAAGGCAAAUAGAGUGAUGCAGGGAUGAGGUAUUUUUAUAGUCCAACCAGGAAGUUAGCAUCACCCUGGGUUUUGGAUUAUUGCGGUAAUUGAAUUAGUUGAGUCGGAGUUAGCAAAAAAAAAAUCGUAAUUGGCAAGUCAGACUUUUAAGAAAUCGGCCAAGAAAAUAGCAAUCGGUGCAUCUCUACUUGAUAACCUGUUUGGACUUCUGUACUGGGAAAAAACUAAGACAUGUGAGCAGAAACCACAAAUAAACACAAUUGGCCAA